Molecule: messenger RNA, 702 nt
Organism: Xyrauchen texanus (razorback sucker)
Lineage: Eukaryota; Metazoa; Chordata; Actinopteri; Cypriniformes; Catostomidae
Product: small nuclear ribonucleoprotein Sm D1-like
Exons: 4
Coding region: 91-450 (119 amino acids)
Biological process (GO): spliceosomal snRNP assembly; RNA processing
Cellular component (GO): SMN-Sm protein complex; catalytic step 2 spliceosome; precatalytic spliceosome
Molecular function (GO): RNA binding
Source: RefSeq, a predicted model, not a curated record
UCUACAGUAGCGGUCGACGCUUGUCUGUCGUUUAGCGCUACAAUUUUUCUCUUUUCGGUGGAGGAUUUACCCUUAAAAUCCACCGCCAUCAUGAAACUCGUCAGGUUUUUGAUGAAAUUGAGUCAUGAAACAGUGACUAUUGAACUGAAGAAUGGCACACAGGUCCACGGCACGAUUACUGGUGUGGACGUCAGUAUGAACACUCACCUCAAAGCUGUGAAGAUGACGCUCAAAAACAGGGAGCCUACUCAACUUGAGUCCCUCAGUAUCCGUGGCAACAACAUCCGCUAUUACAUCCUGCCCGACAGUCUUCCUCUGGACACACUGCUGGUUGACAUCGAACCCAAGGUCAAGUCAAAGAAGAGAGAGGCUGUGGCUGCACGUGGCCGAGGAAGAGGGCGGGGUCGUGGCAGAGGAAGAGGGCGUGGCCGGGGAGGGCCUAGGAGAUGAAUCUCUGAAGCCUCUGUGCAUUUUCUUCACAUUGUACAGCAUUUUUGUUUGUUCUUCCUUUAGAAAAUACUUUGUGAUUCUGAUUUGUUUUCAUUUUGUACAUUUAAAAUGCCUUCAUUUUGAAAACCAUAUUGAGUCUUUUGUUUGUAAGUGCUGAACUGUAUGUGUCACUUAAAUGAUGCAGAACUGUGUUUCUGUAAAGGUGUCUGGUUAUUUUUCUAGAUUAUUUCAAUAAAGUGAUAAUUAAAAAUC